ACAUCGCAGCACGUAUCCGGUUUCUAGCGCACACUUUCACCCACUGACUGCAGCCGCGGCUGACACAUUCGAUGGCAGACACGCUGACAGUAGUUCGUAAUCCUUAGCGGCACAUGUGCCAACAUUUUCUCACAUGACGACAAUCCCUUCACGACGCAAGCCUGGCAGAGUGCUGCGUUUUUCACAUCACCCGAGUUGACCCCUUGACCACGUCUACAACAGCGCUGGAAAAGGGGACGGAAGGUCGUUUGAGCGUUUAUUUAAUGGUCUUGGUAUUCAGUUUAAGGUCCAUGUACUCGUCCGCGCUUUGUUCUCAUUAGUAGAACAACUACAUGUCACUAGUGAGGCAAAACUGUGCACAAGUUAACAACAGUGCCACUAGUAAUACUAGUGACAUACAAUUCUACUAGUUAACAUUUAGCGCUUCACUAGUAGCACAGAUGUCAAGUGCAUCGUUUUGCCUCACUGGUAACAUAGUUGUCCUACUAGUAUGCCAAAUUUGUCGUACUAGUGUGCAGUAGUGGGGGGGGAAAAAGACAAAUUUACAGUAUAUUAAUAUUUGUCUUGUUUCUAGUCAAAACAAAUAUAAUUAUACUUAAAAUAAGCCUUGUCACCUAAAAAGUAAUUUGUUAGACAAUUUUCAGUUCUUUCAAGUAAAUUUACUCAAAAUAAGUAGAAAAAAAAUUGUCAGUGGAAUCAGUUCCAAUGAUUCAUUUCUGUAUUUAGUUUUAAGUUAAAUUCUGCUUGAAGCAAGUGAAAGUUGUCUGGGGGGAAAAAAGUUACGUCUUAGGUGAUUAGCCUUUUUUUAAGUGUACUCAGAUUAGUUCUGACGAGAAAUAAGCAAAUAUUUUCGUAAGCUGUUGAGUUUUUGCCAUGCAGUGAGAAUGUAUUGGUGCACCGUAGUCAGGAUUCUACUCGUGUGCUGAAAUGACUUUACUAGUGAGGACUGAGGGCGUACUAGUACGGUAUGUGUUCACGGUGAGGGCUCACACAUUCCUCACUUGAAUUUAAUGCAUCACUGGCAGUUGGAGUAAUAUUGUUUGAAGAGUUUUAAAAAAAAAAUUUAAAAAAUAAAAAAAAAAGCCCACCUCCAACAAACUUGUUGAGCAGAGGGGGCGGAGUACACCAAGAGAGCUGUGUGAGUAUAAAUAGGUCGCACAAGAUUCUGCUGUGGGUAAAGGGAGUGCACGGACCUCGCAGGAGCAACUGGCUCUCUACCAUUUUAGUUGGAAAUACGGGGACAUUGAACCCCUCGCUCUGCACCACAGCACCAGCAUGGAGACAUCCAGCACAACUUUCCUACCCAUAUUCGGCCUCGGCUCGAUGGCACAGUCAGCUGGACUGGUGGAGAUUGCCGUCCGGCUGUGUUUGAACCAACGUAAACAAUUGUGUCCUCAUGUUUGGGUGCCCAUCCUGAAACCGCUGCGACCUUGCAUCCGCUCCGUACCUCCAAAACACGUAUCAUCUGACGUCCUACGCCAAGUCCGGGCAACCCAGAGUCUCGCGGGUUACCUCGACGACUUGGAUGAUUAUGACGACGAUGAUGUUUGGGCCCCCGUCAAAAACAAGCAUGUGGUUUUCGCUGACUCCACGGGCCGGUCGCUGACAGAUGUGCGAGUCUUUUCUGAUGAGGAGGACCACUGCGACCUGGACCCCCUGCCGUCCCUCCAGGGUUUGGUCGUGAUGACGGAGGCCGGUUACAGCUGCACGGUCAGCACCUGCUGCCCGGGAACGCAGCUCACGCUUGGCUUCCCGCAGCCCUCCGCUAAUUUCCAGGCCUUUCGAGCCAAGCUCGCAGAGAACAUGGUCACCCUGGAGAACUGCACGGUCACCGAGCAAGCCCUCAGAGGCACCGUCCGAGUCCAAAAUGUCAGCUUCCAAAAAGACGUGCGUGUGCGUAUCACCUUUGACUCGUGGCAGAGCUACAGAGACGUCCCCUGCACGUACUUGCAGCAGCGCUUUGGAGGGCCGCAAACAGACAUCUUUGAGUUUGACAUAGACAUACCCAAAGUGCUUGAUGCCAAGAGGAAGAUAGAAUUCUGCUUAAGUUAUUCACCAGGAGGGCAGAGUAAUACCUUUUGGGACAACAACAAUGGACAGAACUACACAAUUGAUGUGUGUGUGAGCUCACAUCUUUGUCACAGUUAAAGGUCAAACAAAGAAUCUCAUCAGGCUAAACUUGAGAAUUUAAUGCAUACGUAAAUGUUUGAAGACAAGAUUGUUAUACUUAAGUGUGUUGUGCUUUUCUCUGCCUUUUUUAUUGUGUUCUAAUAAAGAAAAUACUUGUCUUCUAAAGGUUAAUUUUCA
Molecule: messenger RNA, 2307 nt
Organism: Phyllopteryx taeniolatus (common seadragon)
Lineage: Eukaryota; Metazoa; Chordata; Actinopteri; Syngnathiformes; Syngnathidae
Gene: ppp1r3c2b
Product: protein phosphatase 1 regulatory subunit 3C2, duplicate b
Exons: 3
Coding region: 1276-2148 (290 amino acids)
Biological process (GO): regulation of glycogen biosynthetic process
Cellular component (GO): protein phosphatase type 1 complex
Molecular function (GO): protein phosphatase 1 binding; glycogen binding
Source: RefSeq, a predicted model, not a curated record